AUGGGUGAUCAAAAAGCAUCACCUGUCAAAAAGAGUGCCUACGUUCCAGAAACAAAAACUUUUUAUCUUCAUCUUUACAAAAGAAAGCUUUCACCAGAUGGAUUUGAACGAGUUGUUUGGACCGUGAAUGGAACAUAUCCUGGACCAACACUUGUUGUAACAAAAGGAGAUAGACUUGUAGUCCACGUUAUCAAUAAUUUAGGAGAACCAACAUCGAUUCAUUUUCAUGGAUUUUUUCAAAGGGGAACUAAUUGGUAUGAUGGAGUUCCUGGACAAACACAAUGUCCAAUACCUAACAAUACAAAAUUUAUCUACAAUUUUACCGUUCCUGAUCAAAGUGGCACUUUUUGGUAUCAUAGUCACCAUCUGGCACAGUACGUUGAUGGCGUUCUAGGUGCCAUUAUCGUAAAAGACCCAGAUGAUCCAUAUCAAAAUGAUUAUGAUGAAGAAGUAAUAAUUCUUCUAUCAGAUUGGUAUCAUAAUGAAUCAUCUAUUUUAUUAAGUUAUUAUUUAUCUCCAGCAAGUGUGGGAACUGAACCAAUACCUAAUAAUGGAUUAAUUAAUGGAAGGAAUAACUAUAAUUGUAAAUGGGCACCUGCAUCCUAUAAAUGCGUUGAUAAUGCUGGUCUUUCAAAGUUUAAUUUUAUUCCUGGAAAGAGAUAUCGUUUGAGAGUCAUAAAUACUAGCGCAUUUUCAAGUUUUACAUUUUCAAUUGAUGAACAUGAAAUGGAUGUAAUAGAAGUGGAAGGAAUGAUGACAAAAAGACACACAAUACAUCGCCUUAUUAUUAACGUGGCACAACGUUAUUCAGUAAUUGUAACUGCUGAUAAACCAAUUUCCAAUUUUUGGAUGAGAGCAGAUUUACAAAUUAAAUGUUAUUUUGAUUCAUCAGUUGAGAUUGUAAAUCUCAAUCCUUAUGUAAAAGCCAUAGUUCAUUACAAAGGGGCUAAUCAUUUGGAUCCUACAACAAAAGGAUGGGCAGAUAAUUUUAAUCGCCUUAAUAAUUGCAUCGAUUUGAACACAUCAAACCUUAAGCCACUUUUCCUAGAUAAUGUUCCAGCAAAAGCUGAUCAGACCAUAUACCUUAAUGCUUCCUUCGAAGCGGAUGCAACUCAUGUUAAAAGAGGAUUAAUUAAUGGUACCUCAUACGUAGUUGAUGUAAACAAUCCAACCAUAAACCAAGUCCUGUUUAGAAAUCAAACCUCAUUUCAACCAAAUCAAAAUGUUAUUGGUCAAUUUAAUACUUCCCAAGUUAUUGAUAUUGUGGUACAUAAUACUGACAAUGGUGAACAUCCAUUUCACUUCCAUGGUCACACGUUCUGGAUACUUGGUUCGGGCCCAGUUGAUACUAAGCCAGAUUUUUCGAAAUUAAAUAUCUACGAUCCAAUUAAACGCGAUACUGCAACUAUUCCUCCUGAAGGAUGGAUUGUGAUUAGAUUCGAGGCAAAUAAUCCCGGAAUAUGGGCUUUCCAUUGUCACAUUGAGUGGCAUGUCGAAGCAGGAUUGGUUGCUCAAUUUAUUGAACUACCUCAAGAACUCAGGAAGUUAAAACCACCAGCUGAUUGGGAACGAUUAUGCAUUAAAUCACCUAAUCCUUAUAAUGACUUAAUACUUCAGCCUGAACAAAGAACUUUUAUUGAUAAUAUGCGAAAUGUAAGUGAAAAAGCUUCGACUUCUUUUGUCACAAAUAUAAUGCGAAAGAGCGACCGAUAUUCAUUUUUAUAUAUUCUUCUAACCAGAAAAAGAAUCAUGUCUUCUCGAACUCCAUCACCUAACUUGAUCGAUUUUGGAAGUGUAGCUGAAAAUGAUAUUUCAGAAAAGUUUUUUAUAAGUAGUCAAGAUUCUUCAGACGAGGAAAGUUCACGUGAUCUGGAAUUACCUUACGAUCCGUGUUUAGUUGAACAAGACGAAUCAAAUAAAGAAUUAGAUCUCGAAAAACCAAUUGCUAAAAAAGACUUGAAUCACUAUAUGGAAAGCGUUCGCCCUUUAUUUAAAUAUUUCGACGAUCUUUCAUUGUUGGAUCAAUAUUAUUCCUCUGAAUCAAGUAUAAAUUUUAAUUCUGCUGAAGAAUCUGACGAACAAAGUUUAGAAAGUAUUAUAGGUGAUGAUUCAUUUGAGGUAUUCAGCAUGUUUCUGUCAAAUUAUAUGGAUGAUAUUGAAAAUAUCGAGGAAGAAACUUGUCCAUCUGCGAUUGAUUCGGAUGAAUCGCUCGGAAUCGAUGCUAUUUUAAUUGAUCGUACUUCGGAUAAUUCGGAAAUUGAGGCAGAAGGUUCUAGUAGUGCUCAUUCUGUGCGUUCUAAAUCACGAAUGGAUCUGGUUUUGCACAAAUGUAGAACAAAUAUGACGACAAUUAUAGAUACUUCUUAUUUAGAAUUUGAUACUCGAUUAGAAGAAUCUUAUGGUGAUUUACGUAUUGAAAUAAAACGACGGGCUCAAAAUUUAUUCAAAAGAUCAAUUCAAGAACAAUCAAAACAAAUUUAUACAAAAAUUCUUUCUGAAAUGGGAAAUUUAAUGAGUGAAUUGGCUCAAAAUGUUGAUACCGUAUUAUCAUUAUCACAUUGGGAAGAAUCUGUUAAUGAAAAAAUUAGAUCAAAUAUAACUAAAGCUAUUAGUGAAUUAGAAAAAUCUCAAGAAAAACGUAGUCUUAUCUUAUUUUCCAACUUUUUGACUGACGUUGAUACGGUGAUUGAAAAUAAAAUAAGUAGAUGUGUUAAUGAAUUAAUUCAAGUUAAAGCACAAGAAAAAAUUCGUAGUAUAGAAAUGGCUUUAAUUGAUCAUAAAUCAAAAAUUGAUAAGAAAAUUUCAAACGUUGAAAAUUUAUUUCACACCAUACAAGAAAAAUCCAAAGAAAAUUCUGAUAAUGGAUUUUCUGAAGAAGGAAUGGAAUUAUUAGUAAUCGAUCAAUUUGCUGAUACUGUUGAUAAUAGGAUUAAAAUUUCUAAAGAAUGGGUAAAACGUGUUUCAAAUAAUAUUCAAAUUCUUGAAGAUGAAAUUACAAUUUUAAAGCAAGAUUUAGAUCGAAUGGAUUAUGUAGUAAGAGAAGAAACUUUUGAAAAUAAAUUUAAAGGACUUGAAGAAAAAAUUGUUUCUAUUCGUGAUAUGGCUCAACAACUUGAGAAUAAAUAUUAUCAACUACGAGAAGAAUUGAAAAAAAUUUUUUUUGAUAUCAAAGAAGGAACAAAAAAUAUUCAUGAUCGACUUGCAGCAUUAGAGAGUGUUGAUGAGUUAAUAGAAGCUCGGUUGAAAAAAGAUCUUCAAACAAGUGAAAAAACAAUUAUGAAAAGGUUAAAAGACGAUCAUAAUGAAAAGAUGGCACAAACGAUCGCUAUAGUAAAGGAUGAAGCUUUAAAAGUCUUUAAGAGAAUAGAAGCUUUAGAGGCUGUCGAUGAAUAUUUGAGGCAAGAGUUUAAGUCCAAAGAAGAAGAAAUCAUGAGACGAAUAGAAAACGAAAAGGCAAUUGCUAUUCAAAUCAUUCAGGAAAGGAUUCGAGAAGCAAUUAAUUUAUAUACUAUAGAAUACGAUGAAAAGUUGAAACAACGGACUUAUGAAUUACUUCAAAAUUAUGAAGAGAGGCUUAAUAAACUUGCCAAUACUUCAAUUGUAAUUAAAGAAUCGAUCAUUCACGAUUUGAAACUUAUGGCUGCUCAUCACGAAUCUGUGGCCUCGAAACUUCAAGAAAAUAAAUCAAUAUUGGAAACUAGGAUAAAUGAUUUGAAAUCUGAGAGGACCAAGUUGGAAAACAAAAUAAAAGAAGUCGAAAAUAAAUUUCAUGAAAGUGAUAGAAAACAGCAAAUCAAGAUUUUAGCUAGUGAUGAGGAAAUAAACCGUAUCAAUAAAGAAUCCGAUGAAUUUAAACAGAAAAUACGAAUAGUCGAGGCCGAUAAAAUUUGGUAUAAAAUAGGAUUUACAACUCUUGCAGCCUUAUUUAUAAUACUUUCAGUCAUCUUAUUUUUCUUGUGA
Messenger RNA from Dentiscutata erythropus, 3960 nucleotides. Lineage: Eukaryota; Fungi; Glomeromycota; Glomeromycetes; Diversisporales; Gigasporaceae. The record is from the annotation of a GenBank genome assembly.